AUGGCCGGCUUUCUGCGAGGCAAGCAGGCAGGCAUCCAGAAUGACCUGUCUGCCAGCAUCCGACCGGAACUCUUUACGCCUGAUGACCACGCGCGAUAUGGCCUCAACUCACAGAUAAGCUGCUUUGCCUACGAUCCCGUGCAGUCGCUGCUCGCCAUCGGAACCGCCGAGAGCAAGUUUGGCUCUGGAAAGAUCUACGUCUUUGGCCAGCAGCGCGUGCAGAAGACGUUCGACCCCCCGCGACGAACGUCGUUCCAGACAAUCCAAUUCAGCGCAAACCGUCUCGUCAGCCUCGAUAGGAACAAUGAGCUUGGUCUUUGGGAUCUCGACACCGGAGAGCGCCUGGCCGCUCAGGUCAUUGGCGGCCCGGUGACCUCGAUGGUGACGGAUCCUAUGCUCGACUGGGCGUUUAUUGGAAUGCAGAAUGGAGACAUCAUGGCAUACGAUCUGGACCGACGUGGUCUCGCGCGGUCUUUCCGACUGCCCAACUUCUGGAAGGCAAAGGAUCCGAUACAGCACACAGUCACUCUGGUCACCAUGUCGAUGCAUCCCCGAGAUGCCGGCAAGCUCCUGAUCGGAUACAGCCACGGCGCUGUCGUUUAUACAUUCAAGCAGAAUCAGCCACAGCAAUUUCUCGAGUACGUGCUUCCGGUCGGGGCGCCUGGAGGAAGUAGCAUCGGCAUGGAUCAAGUGCGCCGACCUCGUCUGACCCAUGCUCUGUGGCACCCCUCGGGCACGUUUAUCCUCACUGCCCAUGAGGACGGAAGUCUGGUUUUCUGGGAUCCUAAAGAAGCAAAAGUUGUCAUGGCGAGAACACUCACGGAGUUUGGCAUUCAACAAGCCACCCCGAGUGCGCCGACCCCAGCGUACUCGGAGCCGUAUAUCAAGAUCGCUUGGUGCUGCAAACAAAACUGCGACGACACUGGCUUGUUGAUUGCAGGUGGCCAGGCCCCCGAUGCGUCUCCCAAGAGUCUGACCUUUAUCGAGCUCGGCGUGACGCCCAUGUAUGCGACAUCAACCUGGCAAGCUUUAGAGAACCAUUUCCGAGGCAAACGACAUAUACCGCUGGCCCUGCCACCCGGAGCUCAAGCAAUUGACUUUCUGCUUAUUCCGAGAGACUCGCCCUACUUUGGUGGUUCACAGGAUCCCAUUGCCGUCAUUGUGCUAUUAUCUUCGGGCGAGCUGAUUACCCUCAGCUUUCCUUCUGGAUAUCCGAUCAGCCCCACCAAUCAACUCCAUCCGUCAACUUUCUUCGUGCAUCCUUUUGUUACAAAAUUCAACGUCUCCAGCGUCGACCGGCCUAGGUGGCUGUCCAUGGUGGAGAAACGAGAUCAAGGAGAACCUCUCGUAAAGGGUGGAGCAGCCGGAGUGAGACCAAAAAAGAGAUUUGAAGAUCGCACAAUUAUCCAGACGGCGCAUGCCGAUAGCAUCGUUAGACUGUAUGAUUCAGGGCACGCUGAUCAAAUCGAAAACGAAGUCCAGUUACAGGUCGACAUAGCUCGGGCCUUGGACCGCUUCGACGACGUCGAAGUGACUGCAAUGAGUUUGGCUAGUACCACUGGCGAAUUUGUCGUGGGCACGAAAACCGGAGAGGCCGUCAUAUUUCGCUGGGGCACAAACCCAUAUUACGGAAAGAAUCAGCCCAAGCCGCUGGAUCCGAAUCCAAUGGGACUCUCCGACAUCAGCUCCAGGGCAGAGCCGAACCUAAAGGAAGGCCUACAGCCGUUUGUCUUGUACGAGAUGAUGCAAGGGCCGAUUACCGCUGUUCAAAUUUCAAACGUGGGCUUCGCGGCGAUUGGGUCGGAGCUCGGUUUCCUGACCAUCAUCGACCUCCGUGGUCCUAAAAUCAUCUUUCAAGCUCCCAUGACGGACUUUGCGAAGCCGGAAAAUAGAAAGUUGUUUCUCAAGGGCCAUUCCAAAUCCAGCUCACAACCCCCGAAAGAGUUUGCCGUGGUAAUUGAGUUUGGUGUCAUGACGUUGGACGACGAUAAGUACUCGUCGAUAUGCUGCUUUGUUGGCACCAACCUGGGAAAGGUCAUCACCAUGAAGCUGUUACCCGCAGGGGGCGGGGGCUACACAGCCGAAGUAGCCGGAAUGGUUGCAUUCGACGGAAAAGUUGUCGCCCUGAAUCCGAUCCAGGCUGACACCGGGAAGCCGGCGCUAGCCACGGGCCCAAUCGUGGCUGGGCUUCGAGAGGGGCGUCAGGUCAAUGGUGUUCUCGUUGCCGUGACCGAGAAGGAAAUCAGGAUCCUCAGGCCUGCUCAUUCCAAGGGCGCCUCCAAAGAAUUCGGCGACUUCUUAUGCGACUCGGCCUGUGUAGCAGAACUUGAGUUGCAGGGCUAUGCCAUUGUCGCUACCUUCCGGGAUGGAACGGCCAGGGCAUUUAGUAUCCCGGGCAUGCGGGAUCUUGGUAGUGCCAAGCUCCCCAUGAUUGAUCGUACACGCAGCACGGCAACCAUUGUCACACAGACUGGUGAUAUCUUCGCAUGGGCAGGCCCUGCGGAGAUGGCAGUCGUCCACGUGUGGGGUACGGGAAAACCGCUGCAACAAUCCCCGGAUCGACUAAUCAACCCCGAGAUUAGCAUUCCUCCCCGCCCGACGAUUUCCAACAUGCAGUGGAUUAGUGGAACACAGCAUGUAUCGCCGUUGGAUCUCGACCUUUUGAUAGGAGGCCCCAAUAGACCGCCUAGCAAGAGAAUGAUGGAUGCGGCUGCCGCGGAGCAGCGAGCUGCGAGAAGCCAUCCUGCUGGUGCAUCCGCAACCCAGGAAGGUUGGGGCGACUAUCUGACGAGGCAGCUGAACGAAAGAACCGAGAAACUGAACCUCAUGGGAGACACAAUGAAUUCAUUGCAAGAGCAAUCCGAGGGAUGGGCGGACGAUGUAAACAAGUUUAUCGGGAGGCAGAAGCGGAACAUGGUUAUCGGGGGCUUGACGUCGAAAUUCUUUUAG
Trichoderma aggressivum f. europaeum is the source of this 2949-nucleotide messenger RNA. RefSeq lists its product as uncharacterized. Lineage: Eukaryota; Fungi; Ascomycota; Sordariomycetes; Hypocreales; Hypocreaceae. The record is from RefSeq and is a predicted model, not a curated record. Gene Ontology annotation, cellular component: plasma membrane; cytoplasm. Gene Ontology annotation, molecular function: GTPase activator activity; myosin II binding; syntaxin binding. The coding region runs from base 1 to 2949 and encodes 982 amino acids. Gene Ontology annotation, biological process: establishment of cell polarity; regulation of protein secretion; regulation of exocytosis. The transcript is spliced from 3 exons.